Messenger RNA from Klebsormidium nitens, 1606 nucleotides. Lineage: Eukaryota; Viridiplantae; Streptophyta; Klebsormidiophyceae; Klebsormidiales; Klebsormidiaceae. The record is from the annotation of a GenBank genome assembly.
GCUAGCACCAUCCAAGGGAGUCGGGACCGGGUUACCUAGGUAGAUGCCUUCCCUGACAGUGAUUUUGGAAACGUGUUCCUGAUCACUACAGCUUGGAUGGGUCUCCUGAUCACUUCUUGACAAAGUAUGAGAGCUGGCUGCAGCUUAUUUUGAUGUUAAGCAAUUCGAGAUGAGAAGAAAGCAUCUUUGGUGAGAGCAAUGCAUUAAGCAAACAAUUGAAUCAUACUCAAUCACCUACCGGGAUCAACACUCCCGGCCCCCGGACUCCCGGAGUCAAGUUCUUUCCAGGAGAGCCAUCAUGCCAUGCAUUAUGCAUGGUCCUGCCAGGUCAGCCUGCUGAGGAUAAGUCCAGAUUUACCGGUAGAUAGAUUUCUUUUACCUCCUCUGUCCUCUGUACCUCUACGUCUCUCGGGUGUGACGUCAUAGCCAGUGGCAUUAAGCUGAAAUGUUUGCGCAAAUGUUUAAUAUUCCUGUGUUGCAUGGCCGCUGAUCAUUCAGCGCAUGCAUGAUGCCGCACCCAUCCUGCAGCUAGUCCUAGGAUCCUACCGGUACUAUGUUGUCGGCAGGCUACAGUAGUCUUUUGACUCUGAUACCUCUUAUAAAGACCGGGAAAAGGCGCAGCAUUCACAAGAAGCACUCCAACCACUUUUCUCACAGGCGCUUUGCUGCAGCUUGCCCGUAAAAUUCUGCCAAGAGCUCGACAGACUUAGAGUGCCUGCCCUGGGGUGUCCAGCAUACUAGCGAGCAGCUGGUUGCCAAGAUGAUGCUCCGCUGUACCGUUGCUCUGUUCCUGAUUGCGAGCUGCCUCUCUCUUCCUACGGCAACUCUUUCUCAGUUCUCCAUUGUUGAUUACGACUUUUCCUGCGGCACUGGCUUCAUUCCCGUGCAAGAGUCCCCCACCUCUGAACCGGACUGUUAUUCUGAUCCAUGCUACGGAAAUCCUGGUCCCUGCGGUGCAGGUAACCAGUGUACGGUCAAGGGGACCACCGUCUUGGGGCUUACCAUCCUCGAGUCUGUGUGUACCUGUCCGGCCCCAUCCGUAGUCAGCCACAUCGUCUACGUAGACUUCUGCUACGUGCCAGGGACUGAUCGAUGCAAUCCCAACCCAUGCAAGAACGGAGGCACGUGUGAGGCAGUCACAGACUUCAAUGGUGUCAAAGGUGCCUUCGUUUGCACCUGCCCUCCCACUCUCGAGGGGACCACUUGCGAACUCCCAUCCAGACAGCCAAGACCCAUCCCAAUUGUCAGAAAUGGAACUCGCCCGCCCACCCCACCGCCUACCCCGCCUCCCAGCCCCGCUCCUACCGUUGCCAUCAUCGGGGACCAAGGCGUGUGCGGCAAACCGGGGGAGCCGUUUGGCUUCCCGGUGAGAUGCUACUUCAACAGCGAUCCGCAGGGCCGGUACGUCUGCUGCGAUAACCAAGGCUGCAACGGAUUCAACGCCGAUAACCUCACCCCACGCUGCAAGAACUAUGGACACGUGCCUUUCAACUUCGGCUUACCAGUUCCUACCAUUGGCGACCAAGCGACCUCGAACACCUCUGACACCACCUGCGAAGAGGCCCGAAAGGACCCUCUGCUGGUGGAGUUCAGGCCUUUGCGGUAA